Sphaerodactylus townsendi is the source of this 3935-nucleotide messenger RNA. It is a transcript of the gene ZNF512B, whose product is annotated as zinc finger protein 512B. The record is from RefSeq and is a predicted model, not a curated record. Lineage: Eukaryota; Metazoa; Chordata; Lepidosauria; Squamata; Sphaerodactylidae. Gene Ontology annotation, molecular function: zinc ion binding.
GAGGAGAGGGAGAAAAGGGGGAGAGGAGAGGGAGGAGGGGAGGGGAUCGCGGCGCAUGAGCCGCUCGCCUGGCGCGGCCGCGGGCGGGUUGCGCGGCCCGGGGGGUCCCUCGGCGGGAGCUGCGCGCCGGACGCCCCCAGAAAUGGCAGACUCAUAUUCCUACAGAGGUGGGAAAAAAAUUGCCGGAUCCAGCAAAGCCAACGCUGACAAGGGAAGCCAUAAGAUGGAGGUGAAGAUCAGCCCGACGUACGAGCAGUCACGGCUUGGAAAUGCAACGAACGAUAAAAUCGAGAGCAAAAAGAAAGGAAGACCUAAGGCAGAAAGCCAAGCCUUGAAGGAUAUUCCUCUGCCACUGAUGAACCAGUGGAAAGAGGAAUUCAAAGCCCACUCCCGGGUAAAAUGCCCCAACUCUGGCUGUUGGCUGGAAUUCCCCAGCAUCUAUGGCCUAAAAUACCACUACCAGCGCUGUCAAGGGGUAAGGAGAACAGAGGGCCCUGACUUGGAGAAACGGACUUUCCCCUGUCCGUACUGUGAAGCGGCCUUCACUUCCAAAACCCAGCUGGAAAAGCAUCACAUCUGGAACCACCUGGACAGGCCGUUGCCAGCUGUGGUCCCUCCGGUAGACCACAAAGUUCACAAAGCAGGCGGCAGUGGCAAGAAAAGAGCUGCCGAGCACGCGCCUUCCCACACCAUCCGUCCCAAACAGGCCAAGGUGGAAAAGGCCUUCCAGCGCCCCGAGAACGGAGAGUGCGCCGCUGCAAAGAAGGAUGGCAAAGAGUUCCACGCCAUGGCCACGGCCACGCAGCCGUCGGGCGGCAGAAGUUCCAAGCAUCAGACAAACCGCCAAGCCGUUGUUCAGGAGGAAGACCCCGAGAGAAUGAAGCACAGAAGGAAACAGAAAACUCCUAAGAAGUUUACUGGGGAGCAGCCGUCCAUCUCGGGGACAUUCGGACUGAAAGGGCUGGCAAAAGCAGAAGAUAAAGCAAAAGCCCAUCGGGCCAAGAAACUGGAGGCGGCCUUAAGCAGCGGUGGCGUUCAUCACGAAGAACUGAAAAGGAAACUGCCGGGGUCAAGCGUCAAAAAGGAGUCGGUCCAGACUGCAGCAGCACCUUCGUCUGCAGCUAGCCCGGAGGAACAGUGGCAGCGGACAAUCAACGAGAAGGGAGAGGUGGCAUGCCCAACCUGCAAUAUGAUCACCAGGAAAACAGUCCUCGGUCUGAAGAAGCACAUGGAAGUUUGCCAAAAACUGCAGGACGCCUUGAAAUGUCAACACUGUAAGAAACAGUUCAAGUCUAAAGCAGGAUUGAACUAUCACACCAUGGCUGAACACGUCAAUAAGCCUGUUCCCAUGGAAGCCGCCGCCCCUCUUAACGAACACGAAGAGCGAGAGAGGCUGAGGAAAGUUCUGAAGCAGAUGGGGAAACUUAAAUGUCCCAUUGAGGUAUUUCUAGCUAACUUCUCCAGCCUGAUGGGGUGUUCCAGUACUCACCAGAAAGCGUUAGCGGGCAAGCAGCCCGUCCGGAAGAUGGAGAAGCCCGUGCUCUCACACGGUAUCCCCAUUGGCGGAAAGGCUUUACAAGGUCAAAGUGAACACGAUUACCACCCGCGUGUCGAGGAGCAUCCAUCAGCGCCUCCAGCACCCCCCGAAACGAAGCCGGAAGUCAGCCCAGUCGAAGAUUUCGAGAGGACUCCGAGCGGCAGGAUCCGACGCACAUCUGCCCAAGUGGCCGUCUUCCAUUUGCAGGAGAUAGCCGAAGAUGAGCUGGCCAAGGACUGGACCAAACGGAGGAUGAAGGAUGACUUGGUUCCUGAAACAAAGCGGUUAAAUUAUACCCGACCGGGGCUCCCGAAGUUGAACCCGCGGCUUCUGGACGCCUGGAAAAUUGAAGUGAAGGAGAAAGGUCACAUCAACUGCCCUAAUAACUACUGCGUCGCCAUCUAUUCCAGCGUGUCGGGUUUAAAAGCCCACCUUGCAAACUGCAAUAAGGGGGACCACUCGGUGGGAAAAUAUCGAUGUCUUCUGUGCCAGAAGGAAUUUAGCUCAGAAAGUGGCGUCAAGUAUCACAUCAUUAAGACCCACUCGGAGAACUGGUUCCGAACCUCUACAGAGACUGUCCCGAAAAAAAAGAGCACAGAGCAGGUGGUUCCCAACAGCGACGGACAAAAGAAAACCACGGACGGGAAGAAAAGGGGCCGAAAGCCGAAGGAGAGACCCCCGGAAGCUUUCUUCAAAGGCAAAGACAGCACAGCGGAAAAGACUAACCACAAGAAAACGACAGGGUCGUGGCAGACCGCAGACUUUAACCCCGAUGGGAAAGAGUCGAACGGGAGACCCCCCCACAGUAAGAAAGGGGGAGCCAGUAAGAUGCCAGAGAAAUAAACAUGGGGAGAGACACUCCAAUGAUUGGUUUACAGCCCAGGGUAUCCAGGUGAGGGCCGCUCGCAGUUUGCCCGCCACCCUCCGCUCACCCCCUUUUUUUCGGUGGAAAAACCACUUCAAGGCGUAAUCACGGACGUUUGUUUCACACUGGAAGAGGAAAAGAAAACACACACGCAGAAUGGAGGGUAUGAUUCCUCCAUUGAAAUCCCGUAACCCCCCCCCCCUUUGGAUUGUAUGUACAUUUGCACUUACGGAUACCUGUGGAUCACACGUCGCAUCCGUGGAUGCGUGCGACGAGAACGGCCGCUGGCAGGAUCUUCCACAUUUUUCUCCCACUUGGUUGUGGGAAACCGACGCGGCUCGAAUACGGAGGGAGCUGCCGGAGCUCGUGGAGAGCCGACGGGAGGGGGAAAAAGUGCAAUAUAGGAGUCCAGGAGUAAGCUCUUCAGUCUCUUGUUGAUUUGUGGAUUGCUUUGUCCAUCAGGAAUAGAGCUGGUGAGAAUUCUAUGAAUGAAAUUUAUCGUCGUGGUAGUGGUUGCAAACCUGUUUACUUUUCUGAUUUUCAUAGGAAACGUUUGUUUGUUUUUUUGUUUGCUUUCACCCCAGCGGGAUUGUUCGGCAACGAACGUUUUUGAAUUCUUGUUGUAUUUUUUAAAAAAAUUCGAAUUGAUUUUGAAGCCUGUAUGUCUUUUAAGUGUUCGCCACCACGGCCCUAGGGGGAAAAAGAGGUGGUCACCCGUUUCAGAAAUGAAAUUUUCACACGGAAGCGGUCAGGAAACUAAAACCCGGGGAGCAGAGACGUUUUAGAAGCAGCUCAGCUCAGAGUUUAAAAAAACAAACAAACCAAUACAGGAAAUUGGAUUUUUUGUAAAAUUGUGGAACCCAUAAAAUGUUUUGGAAAGCUCUGAGAGGAAAUAAUCAGUAUGUUCAAAAAUCCCCCGAGAACGCAGAACGAUGAAGAGACUCAAUAACUUCAAUUAACCAUUAGCCUUGGACAUAUGGUUUAUCUUUGGGUGAGGUCUCCUGGGGUAUGAAUUCAUUCAUUCAGCAUCUCUGAUCCCCAUAAUCCACCUGUGCCACAAUCUUUUGUCUACGUGAGCCUUUCACCCACCACAGGGAAAAUAGAAUGAGUUGUCAGACUGGUACGUGCGGCUAAUUUCCCGCUGUUUGUGUGGAAUUGUUCCAAGAGAAUACGGAGCUGUGUUUCCCAGAAGUUGUUCUGAUGGCGUUGCAAAACAUUGAAAUAAGAGCAAGGGCAAUUUUUCACGGAGACAGUCAAUGAGUACCUGGGCUGUAGCGUUUUCAUUUGCCCGUGGGAUUCUAGAGAAUGACAUAAUCCGUUUGAUAUAAUCCUGUAGGCGUGCAUGCCAAACAGCAGAGUGCUAGAAUUUGGUUCAGUGCCCUGGACCAGUUUGCCAUCCUUCUAGCAUCUUCACAGGUAGACAGUGCAGGGUUGGAGCAGCAGUGGUGUAGGAGGUUAAGAGCUCGUGUAUCUAAUCUGGAGGAACCGGGUUUGAUUCCCAGCUCUGCAGCCUGAGCUGUGGAGGCUUAUCUG